UCACGGACGCCGUUCUCUACGGCCUAGCGAGCCGGCGACCGGGAAUCAGUUUGACCCAGGCUGUUCACCUCACUCGUCUUAUGCUCUACGAGGAUGCGGACUCGUGCAUGCUGCGUCUCAUUGAGUGCUUCAUGGAAGCAGCACCCCAGCUGCUCCUGCAGCUUUACAUUCUCCUUUCACAACCGGCUCCCGAUGGUGUUGUUCGACUUUGUCUUAUCAACCCCUUUCCCUUUAAUCCACCCAUAUCCCCUCCAGUUAUCGCACAGUAUGUCUCCUGUGGAACUUCUUGGCUGUCACUGGCCUGGUGCCUCACCGCCUACCAGUCCGCGCUUCGUAACUCCAGAGUGGAGAAGGCGAACCUUCGCUUCCGCGGCACCGUCUUCUACUUCCUCUGGAAGGUCGGUGUCCUGCUGUCCCGUCUGCUUGCCCUCGCCCUCCUCGCGGACGCCUUUCGGGCCAUCUGGUUCGCAGUC
Messenger RNA from Dibothriocephalus latus, 473 nucleotides. Lineage: Eukaryota; Metazoa; Platyhelminthes; Cestoda; Diphyllobothriidea; Diphyllobothriidae. The record is from the annotation of a GenBank genome assembly.